AUGUUUACCAAGAAAUCUCACCAGGAUGUUAAGAAAUCCACAGUUAAAAUACAAGACUCGAAAAAGGAUUCAGCAACCCGAUUAAAACACUUAAAAAUCGUUUUAGAACAUUUUGACACCGAUGAAGCAAAAAAUUACUUUGAAGGCAACUUCAGUCAUGUAUACUUCAUAUUAUAUGACAACUUCAUCCAGGCUGAAAAUAAUUUACGACAACGAGUACAUAAGGCGGGCAGGGAGGAGCUAGAGGGGGCAUUGUCCCUUCUAGACAAAGUAUUAUGCCUUCUGCCGGAGCUGAUCGGAAAGAGAUGGCAGUUACACUCAUUGACGAGAAUAUUUUCGAAACUCCUCCAUAGCGGGAACUCGCAAAAACUAAGAGCAGAGGCUAUAAGAUACUUCCUGCUGUGGUAUCAGGCGCUUGGUGACAAUGCUCCGAAUGAAGUACAUAAAAUGUUCGCCACUCUCGUGCCCGGCAUGCCUGAACCCACCCUAAUGCCAAUCGGAUCUCCUCUGAAACCAAACAUUACGGCAAACGAAACACAUGGUUCUGGGGACUUCAGUAUAGAGGAUAUAAUGCACCAUCCAAACUUCAACUCCGCAGUAGACAAUGCUAAGAAAGUCGUCGUCGAACAAACUCCUACAGGCAUUAUGGGGAAGAUAGCCAAUGUAUCAGCUUCAAUAUUCCACGACACCAACGCCCUAAACCCAGUCCAAAGUGUAGAGAUCCAACCGCUCCUACCACCAAGUGCCAACGAAAAAGCCGUUGACAAUGAAACGAAAUACUUCUUCGAUAUACUCCUCGACGGAAUGGCGACGUCAGUCACGAAGAUCCAGUGGAGGGACAGAUGUCACACGAAGGCAAUGAGAUGUUUCGCAUUUCUAUUGGAGAAAUUUAAGAUUUAUUAUUUGCCUGUUAUCUGUCCGCAGUUUAAUGUCAAAAAUUCGUUGUAUAAACCUAAUUUAGAACUACCAGUCCAACACAACAUACUAGAAGACGACUAUGUGCUAUGCAGAGUAACAUUAAUCAAAUGGGUGGCAAGUUACGCGCAUUUCAUGAAGAAGCAAGGAAGUGACGGUGGUCAGCCAUCGUCCAUGACGAGCACUGGAUCUCACAUGCCUCACUCGAAUACUCCUACGCCAGCGACAUCCCUACAUCAUGAAGAAGAAACCUCGUUUACUGUUGGACAUCCCUCAGAUUCCAGUAGAGCAUCGUCUCAUGAUUCCGCGUCUAACACACCGCAUCCUAGCUUGGAGUCAGGUUCCGGUGUAUUUGAAGAGUUGAGUUCGGAGCUAGUAGUGCGUGACGUGCUAUGUUGUUCGUCGCGGGAACAUGUUGACUUCACUAUAGAAGUACUGAGACAAGCCUUCCUACUGCCUUUCUCACACGCCGCCGCUGUCAGACGCGUCAUCGCUUUGUAUAAGGAUUGGAUACAGAUGAACGUGGCAGAAAUGCCCCCGUUCCUUAUGGAGAAUACGUUCGAGCAGCAAGGUGCUGGGGAACCGGCCAUACCGCCGCGACGUCUGCGCAACGACUCCUACCUCGGGGCUGUGGGACGCGACAAUAUUAUGGUUCGGGCUGGGUUGCAGAAUGUGUUACAAAUAUUUAUGACGCAAGCGGCGAACGUGUUCCUAGCGUCCGCGUCGCCGGUGGCGCCCCCUGGGGCACUCAACCAACAACAGUUGCUGGAGGAACAGACGGACACGUGCAAGAGAGUGCUCAAUAUAUACAGAUACAUGGUCAUGCAUGUCGCUAUGGAUGCUAAUACUUGGGAGCAGUUACUACUGGUGCUAUUGCAGAUAACGUCAUUGGUGCUUACAAAAGUACCGCCGAAACGAAAGCAGGAGUCUUUAGGAGGGUUUCUGGCACCGGCUCUGUUUCAGACUCUAAUAGUAACAUGGAUUAAGGCGAAUUUGAACGUAGCGGUGAAACCCGAGCUAUGGCAGAACUUUAUGGAAUUACUAACGAGGCUUACGCACUGGGAGGAUCUUAUCAAGGAAUGGGCGAAAACCAUGGAGACGUUGACCCGCGUGCUAGCGCGGCACGUGUACUCGCUGGACCUGUCGGAGAGCUCGGCGGAGCGCGGGCGUGGCGGGCGGCGCCUGCCCCCCGCGCCCGCGCCGCCCCGCCCCGCCCUCGCACACCACGCCGCCAUAGCACUCUCCACGCACACCACACGGACGCCUGGAAAAUCACCGAAAUCAGGCCAUGAACCGCAUCCCCGCAAAGAGACAGGCAGCACACGACGACAACUCACCAGGAGUCGCAGUGACCCGCAUUUAGGCAAACAGAGUCAGGCGCAUUCAGAAACCAAAGAACCAACCAGCGAUAAGACAAGGAGAUGGUAUUCUUUAGAUUCUUUACGAAACUCAUCGCAACACGAAGAGAGAGAUUCAGCCAGUGGGUCACGGUCACCGUCUCCCGCUCCUUCAAGUGGCGUAGAAAGCAGUUCCAUCAAAGAUUCUCCCUUGCAAAUAGACUUGGCGUCAGACGGCGGUAAUGUCGUAGGUUCAUUGGAUAUCGGUCUGCCAGAAUGGACGGAGAACGAGUCGGGGGAGUCGUUAGGGGGUGCGAGCGGUGGGGAGGGGGUGGGGGUGGUGAUGGGGGGCCGGGCUCGGGGCUGGCUGCCCGACGUGGCGGCCGUGCUGUGGCGGCGCAUGCUGGCCGCGCUCGGCGACCCCAACCUACUGCGGGACCCGCACGCUCACGCCAACCUCUACAGUUACCUCAUACAUCUCAACAGUACGCUGCUCAAGAUAAGUGCGAACCAGACGCUCAAUGGAAACACGGAGAUCCACGUACCGUUCAACUUGGUGGCGGGCUGGUGCCUCGAGGCGGAGGCAUUGCCUCCAUCACACAGGGCCGGUAAACUCCUGGCACUGCGUUUACUAUGCGAGUCGACGCAGGCGCAGGGCCCGGGCGCGCCCUCCUCCUGCAACAACCGCCUGCAUCUCGCACACCUACACCUGUACCAACGAGCUCUUCAUCAUGGUCUGACCGGAGAGGAUCGCUCAGUGGUAGACGUGUUGGUGGAGCACGCAGCGCCUCGCUACCUGUCUCUGGCACUGGACGGGUACUCGUUACUGCUACUGGACUUCGUGCACGCCUCCACUGUCGUACUUAAUUCUUCGGAUAUGGGACCUUCGUGUCCACGUACAGCGGCGGUGACGUUCCUCGGCUCGCUACUGUCACUGCCGGACGGUCUGAUGAACGCGCCCAUGUUACAACCCUACCCCCACCAGUACAACACCGUGUCCUGUCCUGACCUCAAGGAGCACGUGCUGAACAUAGUGGUGCGCGUAUGUCGGCGCGAGGGCGGCGCGGCGGCGCGCUGCGCGGGCGCGUGCGCACUCACCGCGCACGUGUGCCACCUACUGGCCACGCGCGCCGCCGCGCCGCGCCUGCCUGCAUACGUCACCUGCUUGCUGCAGAUGCUUAUGAUGAAGAACAAGAACAUAGCGAAGGUGGUGAGUGACUGUGUUCUGGCUCUCGCUGACUACACUGACAGAAUCGUCGAGCUCUAUCCUGGACUAGCUGGUAAAAUCAUCAAGUGGAUAUGCGCAUGUUUAGCGCAGAUCUCACCGAGUAGUUCGAGAGACUCAGUGAAGCCUUUAGCUGGUUCCUUAUUGCUGUGCCUAGCUGAGUUCGCAGUGAGAUGUGGACCUACCUAUUUGAUGCAGGAGAAGGAUGGAGACCAAACACUGUUGCUUAUGAUAUUUAAGGUACUAUACGCUGUGAUGAAAGGCACUAAUGGAUCUGAUAUAGAAGGCCUGUCGCUCCCCGUCGACGAGGACUUCGACCCAAACAUACAGCUGGACAAUCUGGGACCAAAGACUACGCCCGCCUCUACGAUAGACGUCAAACUAUGGGCGCAAACGAUAUGCACACAACUAGUGUUAUUCCUGGGUCACUGGCCACUAUGGAACGGAUGGCAAGUGUCGUCGUCAGUGUGUGAACAACACGACAGCCCGGCGCUGGGCGGCGAGCUCGGGCCCGCCGUGCUGACCGCGCCGCAUGUACAGAUGUUGCGGCUCAGUGACUCGACCCUCGCCUCCUUUAUUGAACUGCCUGCGUUGGACAUGCCUGCCGCUACUACGCCUGGUCUAAUGACAUCGGACAAACAAGCGCGCGUGUUGCUCCGCGACAUAGCGGGCAAGGCGUGCUGGGACGCGUCGGCGCUGUACUACGACCCUUCUGUCACCUCUACAGAGACUAUACAACCGCUGGAAUUACCGGACACUGACGAAUGUCCAAGAGACAACACGCUAUCGUCCCUCCCGCCGCCGCUACCUCCAGACUUGCUACCGGACUACAAGAACUGUCCGCCGGAUAAACACCAACUUGAUCAUGUACUGGCAUACAUCGGUCACACAUCACCAGAAGUAGUAUGCGGGCGCAGACUGGACGAGGCCGGGCCCUCCCCCCUACCGCCGGGGGCUGAGGACGAACUAGUGGCCACGCUGGUAGCACACCGGAAUAGUGAACGACAUUACUUGGCUACUAGGGACAGUACAUCGUGUAGCUACGAAGAAGACGAGGCGCCGCAGUGUAGCGCGGCAGUGAGCGCGCGGCCUUUCGGCGUGUGUCGGGCGCUGGCCGCGCAGCUCGGGACUCUGGCGCCCGCGCGCAGGACGCACGCGCAUCUACUGCGCCGCACUGACAGGCUGCUUCGAGACCUCAGGAACUUGGACGCGCAGAGAUGUCGUGAAACGCACAAAGUAGCGGUGAUAUACGUCGGUAAAGGGCAAGAGAACCGCAACGAGAUCCUCUCCAAUAGAUGCGGUAGUCCUGCUUACGAAGCAUUCCUUGCUGCACUGGCGUGGGAGGUUGAGUUAGAGAGUCACGUGGGCUUCACAGGCGGGCUGCGUGGCGGCGGAGGCGGCGGAGUGAGCGCGCCUUACGUGGCCACGCUCACUCUCGAAGCGUUGUUCCACGUCGCCACUAGAAUGCCCGCCGACACGUCCGAUGCUAUCCUCAAUAAGACACGUCACCUGGGUAACGACGAGGUGCACGUGGUAUGGAGCGAGCACUGGCGGCCGUACAAGCGUGAUACAUUGCCCACUCAGUUCUGUGACGUACUCAUUGUACUCUACCCAUUGCCUGGAGGACUGCUGCGGUGUACUGUGUCUAGGAAACCUGAUGUGUGCGUGUUCGGUCCGCUGUGGGAGGAGAUGGUGGUGCGCGUGUCGUGCGCGGGCGCGCUGGUGCGCGCGGCGGCGUGCUGCGGCGGGCGGGCCGUGCGCGCCACCAUGGCGCUGUACCAGCACGCCUACACCGAGCGCGCGCGCGAGCUGGCCGCGCUCGUGGCCGCGCACUCGCUGCCCUCUACCUUCGAGGCCUUCGUGGAGCGCAUGCGCGACCCCGUGCCCGCUGCCCCGCCCGCCCCGCACGAUCAAGGCACGGGUCGACUUGCCGCAGCCUUGCUGGAUCACGGCGCUAGUGGUUGGAGUGGAGGUGGAGACAAUCAUGGCGUGUCCCCGCGGCCCUCUAAGCGUCUGGGUCCAUUCAAGCGUCCCCCUCAAACCGCGCAUCCCGCCCCCCACACGGCCCCCCCUCUGUCGGGACCGCCCCCCCUCGCCGCACCUGCCCCCGCCUCCCGCCGCAACCGGUGA
Molecule: messenger RNA, 5607 nt
Organism: Spodoptera littoralis (African cotton leafworm)
Lineage: Eukaryota; Metazoa; Arthropoda; Insecta; Lepidoptera; Noctuidae
Source: the annotation of a GenBank genome assembly